AUGGUGGUGUGCAUACGAUUUCACGGCAAGCUGACCCGGCUGCCCUGCCCAGUCCCCGCACCCCACACUCUCACUCUACCCCACCCACACUCCUCCCUCCGUCAGUCGCUGGAGGCCCUGGCGGACCACCACAUGGUGGUGUGCAUACGAGCACGCGGCAAGCUGCCUGCGGAGCAGCGCGCGGCGUUUGACGACGCCGUGAAGCACAUGCAGGGCGCACUCACGCUGGGGGAGCAGGGCGGGGAGGGGGAGGAGGACGAGGAGGAGGGUGAGGGGGGUGCGGGGGAGGAGUUGCUGGGGAUAGAGGGCAUGGAGGAAGAGGAGGAUGAGAUGAAUGUGCUGAGGGAGUCGAGUGUGAGCAAGGCACAGGAGCUCGCCAGUGGGUUCCGUGCGAAGCUGAGUGCGGAGGUGCCGGUGAAGGAGGCGGUGCAGCGCACAGUGGACCGCCUCGACGCCCUCCGCACUGAGGGUGUGCAUCGCCUGUCGGAGCUAUCAGCGCUGUGUCUGCUGCACAUGCUGCACAUUGCAAACUCCUGCAUUGCCUCGCCGGCGGCCAAGCCCACGGAGGGCGAUGCUGCAGAGGAGGAGGAAGACACAGGCUCGUUCCGGUGGCCGGCAGGGAGGGAGGAGAGAGCCAGGCUGGUGGUGGCACGGGCACGUACUCUGGCCAGGGGGGCCAGGACAGUCAUCCGUAGCUUCCUCAAAGGUGUUGCUGACGUGGAGCAGGCCUUCCAAAGUGUCAGCACAAGGAGCACUACAGGGAGUGGCUCCAGGAAAGAACCCACAGAUGUAGCAGCAGAAGGGGUAACCGGAGAAGAAGCAGCGGCGGCGGCGGCAGUAGCAGAGGCGGAGGCAGCAACAGCAGCUUUGGUGAGACGAGUGGAGGUGAAGAAGGGCAGUGUGGCCGAUGGAUUGGUGGCAGAUGGGAAAGCGGCACGGGAGAAGCUGGAGAGUGCGCUGCAGCACUUGGUGUAUGUUGUGAUGGCUUCAUCUAGAGGGCUCACUCAUACACCGUAG
Molecule: messenger RNA, 1017 nt
Organism: Closterium sp. NIES-65
Lineage: Eukaryota; Viridiplantae; Streptophyta; Zygnematophyceae; Desmidiales; Closteriaceae
Source: the annotation of a GenBank genome assembly